Messenger RNA from Phytomonas sp. Hart1, 919 nucleotides. The record is from the annotation of a GenBank genome assembly. NCBI's taxonomy places the organism in Eukaryota, Euglenozoa, Kinetoplastea, Trypanosomatida, Trypanosomatidae.
UUUGCCCUCAAAUCGGCGUCAAUCUAAAGCCGACGCAAAGCCCCCAAACUUGGGGAAAAGGGAAGAAAGAAUAGGGUACAAUUUGGUUACUUCCUCACACACAUACACACACACACAUAUAUAUAUAUAUAUAUUAUAAAUAAAAAUGCCAGUGACGAGAGGGGUCUCCGGGACGCCACCGGUGAAGCCUCCGGUGCUCACAGAAGAGGAAAAUGCCGCGCGCGCGGCGAGGCUUCGGGCGGAUCACGCGGCUUACAUCAAAUCCAUCGCGACCAUGCGAAAUCUACCCCGACUUCGCUCCACCAUCGCGGGGGCCGGGGGAAAAACAAACGAACAGGCCCGAAUCGCCGAGGAGAUCGAGGCCGAGCGGCAGGCCCGACUUCACGCGGCAGCCACGGCAGCAGCCACCGCGCAGGAAGUGAAGGCGGCUCACGACGCCAAAGUUGAAAAGCUCGCGGAGCGGCAGACGAAAAAAAAGAAAACGGGAUCGAAAAAAUAAGGCGCGAGCGCAGCGAAGGAAGGUCGAGGACGCGCCGGAAAAGGAUGGGGAAACGGGCUCGGAGGAUGCAGGGUCUAGUGAAGGGUCCGACGCGAUGAUGUAGGCAGUCCAUGCCUACUAUACCUCCUCCUCUAAAAAAAGAGGGAAAUCAAGCCUCUUAACGAUCUUGCGCGGUAUCCUCUUAUUCACAGUAUUUUAUAUUUCCUCUUACUCACAUAAACGGUACGCUGGUGGAAUGUCAUGAGUGGAUGUCGUUCUUUGUUCUGUAUAAACCUAAGGGCACUGCCAUCCCAAUAUGGUAGCGCUGGUUAGUUGAUGGUAAAAAUCCAUACACAUACAUACAUAUAUGCAGCACUGAUGAGAAAGUGAUGAUAAUGUCUACCCCAAGAUGAUCCCCAUGGAACAAGGAUUUCACAGCAG